This is a messenger RNA of Dovyalis caffra, 1017 nucleotides long. NCBI's taxonomy places the organism in Eukaryota, Viridiplantae, Streptophyta, Magnoliopsida, Malpighiales, Salicaceae. The record is from the annotation of a GenBank genome assembly.
AUGGGUUGCUUUUCUUGUUUUUCAUCUAAUGAGAAGAAAGCAGCUAGGAUGAGAAGUAAUAGUUCCAGAAGAGCUCAACAGCCGGUCUAUUCUCCUCCUCAUCAGAAAGUACAUAAUACCGCACCACAACAACCGCAGCAACAAGCGGAGAAUUGUAAGCCGAGACCCCCACCUGAAUCUACUAACAAUAAGGAUAUUGCUACGGAUCAUAAUGAAGCUGCCAAUGGCGGUAAUAAUGUUAUUGCAGCACAAACUUUCUCUUUUCGAGAGCUGGCCACGGCUACAAAGAAUUUCCGACAAGAAUGUCUAAUUGGUGAAGGUGGAUUUGGAAGAGUUUAUAAAGGAAAACUUGAUAAAAGUGGCCAGGUUGUGGCUGUGAAGCAACUUGACAGGAAUGGUUUGCAAGGUAACAGAGAGUUUCUUGUUGAGUACAUGCCAAUGGGAUCCCUUGAAGACCAUCUACUAGAUCUUGCACUAGAGCAAAAGCCAUUAGAUUGGUUCUCAAGAAUGAAGAUAGCAUUAGGAGCUGCAAAAGAGUAUCAAAGAACUGGCCAACUUACAGUCAAGUCAGACGUCUACAGUUUUGGAGUUGUUUUGCUGGAGUUGAUAUCUGGAAAGAGGGCCAUUGACACGACAAGACAGAUCGAUGAGCAACAUCUAGUUGCUUGGGCACAACCAAUAUUCAAGGAGCCAAACAGAUUCCCAGAACUAGCUGAUCCACUUCUACACGGAGAUUUUCCAAUUAGAAGCUUAAAUCAAGCCGUUGCAGUUUCAGCCAUGUGUCUCAAUGAGGAAGCAUCGGUUCGCCCCUUGAUGAGUGAUGUGGUCAGUGCUCUUAGUUUCCUUAGAGACGGUGUAGAAGCAGGUCCAGAACCUGUCUUUUCUCCUUCCCCGCCAACCAUGGAAGACUCCGACAGUAUUGCAAAAGAACGUCAAUUAGCUGUGGCAGAAGCUAUAGAAUGGGGGUCAAAUUCAAGGAAUAUUGCAUCGCGGUGUCCAAGUGCUUCCUCAUUGUAG